AUGUCGUUCUUGAAAGGAUUGGUUACUACUGGAGUGCUUCCCACUGUUCAAGCAACUCAAGCUUCCCCCAAUCCCCCUAUUGCUAUCACUAUCCCCAAGGUGGGUGGAACUGGUGCUUACUCUAGAGGUUCAGGAAGGCCGACUCUUGUAACUCGACCAAAUCAGUCUGCUAUGCCCGCUUCUACAAGUAAUUACUCCAGAACAUCACCUCAGAAUUUGAUUCAAGAUUGCCAGGGAGCCACACCUUCGGUGGGCAGCAGGCCAUCUUUUAAUCGUACUUGUUACAACUGUGGAGAAUCUGGGCAUAUGAGCAGAGAUUGUCCCCACCUGUGCAUGUCGGAUUUCGCAUAA
Molecule: messenger RNA, 351 nt
Organism: Solanum verrucosum
Lineage: Eukaryota; Viridiplantae; Streptophyta; Magnoliopsida; Solanales; Solanaceae
Exons: 2
Coding region: 1-351 (116 amino acids)
Molecular function (GO): zinc ion binding; nucleic acid binding
Source: RefSeq, a predicted model, not a curated record